Molecule: messenger RNA, 1691 nt
Organism: Rubroshorea leprosula
Lineage: Eukaryota; Viridiplantae; Streptophyta; Magnoliopsida; Malvales; Dipterocarpaceae
Source: the annotation of a GenBank genome assembly
UGGAAGUAAAGUCAGCCUCACAGGUCAUGUCGGUCGAAACCUCUGUUAAUGAUUUCCAUUCUCCGUUGUCUAAGCUCCAAAGCUAGUUUCGAGCGAAAAAGGAAAAACUGGAAAAACACAACCGAAGAAGAAGAAGAAGGAGCUAAGUAAUCUCAUUGAGGAAGAGUUCUAAUCUCUCUCAAAUUCCGAGCAAUCACAGAACUAGAUCUGAUACGAAUUCCUGAAAUUUUAGAGCUCCGGAGAGAUCUUCUCUCCCGAUCUUCAAUCCAUGGCCCAUCGGAGAUUGUCGCUACUGUUUCUGUUUUGCGCUUUGUGUUACGCUCUCGCCGCCAUUGCAGCGAAGAGCUAUUAUGAUAUAUUGCAAGUGCCGAGAGGAGCGUCGGAUGAGCAGAUCAAGAGAGCGUAUAGGAAGUUAGCGUUGAAGUAUCAUCCUGACAAGAAUCAGGGCAAUGAAGAGGCGAACAAGAAGUUUGCUGAGAUUAGCAAUGCUUAUGAGGUGUUGUCUGAUAGCGAGAAGAGGAAUAUAUACGAUAGGUAUGGUGAGGAGGGGCUGAAGCAGCAUGCAGCUAGUGGAGGCAGAGGAGGAGGAAUGGGGGUCAACAUACAGGAUAUUUUUAGCAGUUUUUUUGGUGGUGGCACAAUGGAAGAGGAAGAGAAAAUUGCCAGAGGGGAUGAUGUGAUUGUUGAAUUGGAUGCAACUCUUGAAGAUUUGUACAUGGGAGGUUCAUUAAAGGUGAGGAAGUAUCUCUUGUUGAUUUGGAGGGAGAAAAACGUUUUAAAGCCAGCCCCAGGAAAAAGACACUGCAACUGUAGAAAUGAGGUCUAUCACAGGCAAAUAGCUCCAGGGAUGUAUCAACAGAUGACAGAACAGGUUUGUGAGCAGUGCCAAAAUGUCAAAUAUGAGAGGGAGGGAUAUGAACUUACAGUUGAUAUUGAGAAAGGAAUGCAAGAUGGGCAAGAGGUUGUUUUCUACGAAGAUGGUGAGCCUAUAAUAGAUGGAGAACCUGGAGAUUUGAAGUUCCGCAUUCGCACAGCACCCCACGAUCACUUCAGGAGGGAAGGCGAUGAUUUGCAUGCCACUGUCAACAUAAGUCUGGUUGAAGCUCUUGUUGGUUUUGAGAAGACCAUUGAACACCUUGAUGAGCAUUUAGUAGACAUCGGCUCAAAGCGUAUAACAAAGCCGAAAGAAGUGAGGAAGUUCAAAGGUGAAGGGAUGCCAUUGCAUUUUAGCAACAAGAAAGGGGACCUCUACAUCACCUUUGAGGUUCAAUUCCCCAAAUCACUGACAGAAGACCAGAAGGCCAAAAUCAAAGCAGCUCUUGGCUAAGAUGUAGGAGCAUGUUCUUUUUGCGGGGUCAUAAAAAAUACCCACUGUCACUUGAGUAGAACAUGGAUAGGGAAUAGUAUUAAUUCUUGAGGGGUUUGAUUUCUCUCCUCGCUGAGCCUGCCCUCCUUUCCCCACAAUUAACAAAAUAGCAGAAACUGUCCCAAAAUGUCUUCAACCAUUCUCUUAAGUCCUGCAUUUUUUUUGGGCCUAUUUUAGCGAAGACGGUCUUUUUGUCUCGUAUCAUACGGAUCCUUGACAUCGCUAUAUAUCGUGUUUCUUGUUGCCUUCACAAAAAUGGUAGUGUUAUCUAUUUAUUUAUUUUUUUGAUUGUAGGAAACAUGGUGAAUAAAUUAGUAUCUGUUUG